Penicillium riverlandense is the source of this 552-nucleotide messenger RNA. RefSeq lists its product as uncharacterized. Bases 1 to 552 code for a protein of 183 amino acids. The record is from RefSeq and is a predicted model, not a curated record. The transcript has a single exon. Lineage: Eukaryota; Fungi; Ascomycota; Eurotiomycetes; Eurotiales; Aspergillaceae.
AUGUACAAUGGUGAGUCUGCUACCAUUCAUCAAUUCUGUGACGUAAAACUAACAACCUAUUCAGCGGACAACUAUGCGUGGAUGCUGGUUUUCAACUACCUUAAGAAGCAAUGGAAUUGGAGAACUGACGGUGCCUGGCAUUGGCCCCAUGACGAGCUCAGACGCAGUAUCAUUGAGCCACGCAGCUCGAAGAACUCGACCAACUCGACUUUGGCCCAAGACUUUGAGCAAGAUGCCGAAACGUUGGUGGAUUCCAGCGCCCUUGAUCCGGACGACGAGCCGGCGCCGGCCAAUUGCCACCAGGUCGGAUCCGACCCUCUUAACGUCGCGUGCGUCUAUAUGGAUGAAGAUUAUAGUGAGUGGACGAGUGAACAUGGUAGCUCCACCCGACCAGCCUCCAGCACUUCUCUGGCACCUUCGUCCACUUAUUCUCCACUACCAACGUGCACUGCGUCAAGUGACUGCUCUGGGCACUGUGGAUCGAGAGAGUCUGUCUGUUGGGAUUCAUACUGCAAAUGCGGGCCUCCGGCAACAAUCACACCCACGCCAUAG